Molecule: messenger RNA, 596 nt
Organism: Ipomoea triloba (trilobed morning glory)
Lineage: Eukaryota; Viridiplantae; Streptophyta; Magnoliopsida; Solanales; Convolvulaceae
Product: protein RADIALIS-like 1
Exons: 1
Coding region: 98-355 (85 amino acids)
Molecular function (GO): DNA-binding transcription factor activity
Source: RefSeq, a predicted model, not a curated record
UAUAUCUCGAUCAAUAUAUAUAUUAUUAGCAACACUUUUCUCUCAGCCAUUCAAAUUCAAAAUCCCUAGCUCUUUUUUUAAUUAGCAAGAAAUAGCAAUGGCUUCAAGUUCAAUGUCUUCUCAAGGCUCAGGGACUUGGACUGCCAAGCAGAACAAGGCGUUUGAAGAGGCAUUGGCGGUGUACGACAAGAACACCCCCGACCGCUGGUCCAACGUUGCCAAGGCGGUCGGCGGCAAGACCGCCGACGAGGUUAAGAGGCAUUAUGAAAUCCUGGUUCAUGACGUCAAGUACAUUGAGAGUGGCCGUGUGCCCUUCCCCAACUACCGAACCACCACGCGCCGCUCCUCCGAUUAAUCAUCAUUUCAUCAACACUUCAUAAAAAGGUAGAAGCCCUACUUAUAUAUUCCACUAUAUAAUUCUAGGAAAAGUCCAUAAUCCCGACCAUUACUGAACACAACCAUGUAUGCUUUUAAGAUUGUACUGAAAACUAUCCUGUUGUCCAAUAUCUUAGAAUUUUCUCUUUGAAAACCUCAUAUGUAACUUUUGUCCGGUAAAAUAAAGAAAGAAAAUCAUUUCACAAGAUCCCUUACUAAAA